AUGGCAUCAUCUAUUAGUACUGUUACAGAGUCUGGGAUGAGGGGAUCAGAAGUAUCAAGUAGCAGUAGACGGCAUAUCCGAUGGCUUUCCCUCGGAAUAUUUGUAGCUUUAGGCUUGAUGGCGCCAAUAGGGAGCCAAGCAUUUAGUCUCUCCAUGACAUCCUACAAGCCUCCUCUCAAAGCCAUCACAUCAAGACGGAUCAACCAAAAACGACAAUCGUCCACAUCCAAGUCUGCCUAUGCAGGUGCCUUGGCAGCACCGUCUGCAGCCAGCAGUCAGCUGCCGUUUGAGCAGAGAAUGAGGAACUUGGUCAUGGGGCAAGCACAGAAAGCCAAGUCAGAAACCCAGAGGAAUGCUGCCACCGUAACAUCCCCUGUCAAGACGAUCAAGACGUUAUCCGAAUUUAGAGAUGUUGUCGCCAAUGAAAAGGAAAAGAUUGUGGCCGUUAGAUUUCAUGCCCCAUGGUGCAAAGCAUGCAAGGCAAUGGCGCCAUCCUAUUACAGACUUGCCAGGCAAAACGAGAAUACCAUAUUCAUUGAUGUCCCUGUGCUGCCAGAGAAUGCCAACUUACACCAAGGACUUGGCGUACCAUCUCUGCCUUAUGGUCACAUCUACCAUCCCAAUGGUGGUCUGGUGGAAGAACUUCGAAUGACCAAGAAGCACAUGCCAGAGUUUGCACAAACCUUGCAAUGGCACAUCGAAGGGCGCUGUGAUUUAGAGUCACAGCCUCAGUCGCCUCGGCCUUGA
Messenger RNA from Seminavis robusta, 747 nucleotides. NCBI's taxonomy places the organism in Eukaryota, Bacillariophyta, Bacillariophyceae, Naviculales, Naviculaceae. The record is from the annotation of a GenBank genome assembly.